GGAUGAGCAUGGCUGCCACAGCGCCUUGUGCCCUGUGGUGUGAUCCAUUGCGGCGUUCUUCGUCGCAAGCCGCGAUUUCGCGUGUCGCUAGCAGGAAUCUGUUCAGCAGUAGCUCCAGCUUGCGAUUCUAUGGCCGGCUUCGCUGGAGAACCAGCUUUGUGGCCAUGGAUGCGUCCUUCUCUUCGAGCGAAGCGGACGCGGAUGAGAUUCCAGGGCCACCUCCUGUCUUCAACAGGAUUUACGUAAGGGAUCCUCACAAGCGACUGGGUGUCAGCUACGACGCCUCCGAGAUGGAGGUGGAGGAGGCCCGGAGCUUCCUGUUGAGUCAAUACGGCAGACACGAGAGGAGUCGAGAAGCUAUCGAGGACGCACACGAUAGGAUAAUCUUUGAGAGCUUCCGGGUUCGCAAGCGAUCCAAGAUCAACCUCAAGACCAACCUGAAGAAGAAGCUGGACGAGUCUCCGCCAUGGGUGCGCAAGCUCGCCAGCUUCGUGGAGAUUCCAAAGUCGACCAUCAUCCUCCAGCGCGCAGCUUUGUACGCUGCCAUAGGAGUUUGGAGUGUGAUGAAUGCCGCUGAGGGAGGCCCAGCUUUCCAGGUCUUUGUAGCGCUUGGCUGCUGUAUAUAUUUCAUCAAUGACCGCGUCAAGAGCUUGUCAAGAGCAUUCAUUCUCGGGCUUGGUUCUCUCUUCAUUGGAUGGACGCUCGGCUCGCUCGUUAUUCCCUCCUUGUCCGUGUCGGUAAGCUUGCAGCGAGGCAGCCUCGAGCUCUUCACUGCGCUGAGCUCGUACGUUUUUUUGUGGGUGGCGUGCACAUUUUUGAAGUGAUCGAAGAUCAAACUUUUGCAA
Selaginella moellendorffii is the source of this 845-nucleotide messenger RNA. RefSeq names its product protein CHAPERONE-LIKE PROTEIN OF POR1, chloroplastic. Lineage: Eukaryota; Viridiplantae; Streptophyta; Lycopodiopsida; Selaginellales; Selaginellaceae. The record is from RefSeq and is a predicted model, not a curated record. Bases 3 to 824 code for a protein of 273 amino acids. Gene Ontology annotation, cellular component: chloroplast membrane. The transcript has 5 exons.